Durotheca rogersii is the source of this 4629-nucleotide messenger RNA. RefSeq lists its product as uncharacterized. NCBI's taxonomy places the organism in Eukaryota, Fungi, Ascomycota, Sordariomycetes, Xylariales, Xylariaceae. The record is from RefSeq and is a predicted model, not a curated record. The transcript is spliced from 3 exons. Bases 1 to 4629 code for a protein of 1542 amino acids.
AUGGCACCCUCAACCUUGCAACCGUCGACGAGUGGACUAAGCGUCGGUGCGGCCUCCGAGAAGGCGACGGACCUAGCCGAACAGAAGGAGAUCGAGGCAAUAUGGAAGGAAGUCAAUAACAAAGUCGUCGAGCUGGCUGGUGGAGACCCCACCAAGAUCCAGAAGACUCUUGACAUUGACGCCGUUCUCAAGUUCAUCGAUGGUGUCCAGGACUCAGACAAGGAGAAGUCGGAGAAGUUUGGCCUAUUCAAGAAAAUCGUUGGGAGAACUCUGCAGUGCAUCAACACCGUUGGUGGACUGGUUGCAGAAGGCGCCUCAACAGUAUUUGCGCCGGCAGGGAUGUGCUAUAACGCACUCACUUUCGUCAUACAAGCUUGGCAGGGUUACGAGGGUAUCUUCGAGAACCUUGCCGAGCUCCUAGAAAAAUGCGUCGAGUUUCUCGAGCGUCUCGAGUCGUACCAGGGGAGGAUGGACUUCAGGCUCACGCGCGUCGCGUGCCAGAAUCUCCGCCUGUUCGUCGAGAUAUGCGACCGCACCAUCAAGUUGCGGCGAAAGCACAAGAGGUUUCUUGCCUUCACGAAGCAGCUCUUCCUGAACGACAACGGUAUCCAGGACCUGCUGAGUAUGAUGGACCGGCUCAAUGCGAAGGAGUCCUUGCUAGUCAACGCCCAGACCUACAGGAUAGUGAGCGACAGUGCCGGAGACGUCAAGUUGAUACUGGAAACCCAGAAGGAGCAGAAGAAAGAGGACGAGGCGAAGAAGUGGCGCCGGAAAAUCGCCAAAACGCUCGGGUUCCCGGGCACGACGUUGGAUGUGGACGGGGAACCGAUUCCAACGUGGCAGAGGACGUUCGAUUCCCGCAAGAACACGCUGGUUGGCGGAACGGGGGAGUGGUUGAAAGAUGAUCAGGUUUUCUGCCAGUGGGUGCAGUCGUCCUCCCUUAAAAGGUCAGCCGUCGUGCUAGAAGGCAAGAAUGGCUCGGGGAAGACGUCUGCAAUGGCCAAUGCUCUGAGAUGUGUUAGGAAAGGGGAACUAGCAGGGCCUACGUCUCGAACGGUCUCCGUUUACUUCUUUAUGGACAGCGAGAAGAGGAAACCCGAGGACGAGGACACUAGUAGUAUACUGGAGCUGGUAUCGCGAAUACUGCUUUGGCAGAUCGCUACCUCCUAUGAAGCGAUGACGAAGUCCGUAUACCAAAUCAUUGAGCGAUCUCCCGACUUCGACGGCACGCUGGACCUCUGGCAGCAACUGUUUGUCAACAACAAGGAGAGAAUGAAUUCGGACACAACUUUCUUCUUGUUCGUUGACGGCCUGGACAAGACGCUGGUCGAGCUGUUCCGGAAAUUGACCUCAGUCCCCGAUGACAAAAAAGCCCGCGUUUUCUUAACGGCCAGGACGGAUAUUGUAUCCGAUUGGCUCGACCAAGACGGCGGCCUCGAGUACGAUAUAAUUACACUCUCCGAUCAGAACAACGACGAUAUUGAUAAAUACAUCACGGAUCGGAUGGAUAACAUGCCUAUUCUCAAGGAUUCUAGCCGGCCUGGUAUCGAUGACUGGAGGAAUAGGAUUCUGGAGACUCUGCGAAGAAAAUGUGACGGCGAUUAUUUCAAGCUGAAUACGAGUCUCGAUGCCCUUUCCAAGGUUGACCUCGUCGACGACAUUAAAGAGGUGCUCAGGGACGCUGACAAGACUCGUACUGACCAAAUUGACAGCGAGAUCCGCCGCCUCAACAGGACGCGUACCGUUAAGGAGAUCCAAGAAAUCAACGAGAUAAUGCUGUGGGUCGAGACUGGCCGAAGCUGGUACUCAGUUGAAAUAAUGGAAGCUAUUCUAUCUGUCAAGUACCGGGCCAGAGAUUUCCCAGAUGCCCUUACUGCACCUCCAACGCUCACAAGGCGGAAGACCGGCGUGUCGGUUGCUGAUGAGGGGGAGACCCAGGCUACACUAACGAUAUCGCUUCUCCCUUUUGCCCAGAAGCUCGCCGAAAAGUACCCCAUAUUCACCAUUACGGACACGGGUUACGUCGACUGGCGAUCUUCCGAAAUCGUAGAACGGAUUCCCGAGAAGGGCUCUCAGCAGGAUGCCCUGUUCGAUGUAGCCGCGUACGGUCAACAGGUUAUUCAGGAGUCCGAGAUUUCCAUCGUUCGUCAUUUCCUCAACAACGUCUGCCCCCCCGAGCUUUAUGCCAGGUUUGGUUUCGAAGGGUUCUUUGAUGCGAUGCUUGGCGCUGGACGAAAGGACUACAUAUGCCUCGACAGCGACAAUGCGAACAUAAAAAUCGCUCUUACCUGCUUAACCAUCCUGACGGAAGAAGAGCUGCGGAGCAACAAGGUACUGCGCCAGUACUCGGUGAACUGGCUACUGGACCAUCUGAAGGAAGUCGACCUGGCAAUAGCGGACCGAGAUCUCAAAGGCAGGAUUGGACCACUCCUUGUCAAAUUUCUCACAGAGGAAUGUGGGAUCGACUCUAUGUUCUGGCCCUUCGAUACCAACGUAAGCAUGAACACCUGGGAUCAGAAUGAAUACAAAACCCUGCAUGAGGCGCGAUGCGAAUGGGUGUACUCCAUGUCUGGCGUUCAAGAACUGUCCCGGUGGUUCCACGAUUCCUCAGUGACCAAGCACAUCACCGAAGAGCCGGGCGUUUCUCUUGUCGCAGCGGUGAAGGCGCCAUCAGCCAACCUACAUGAAGUGCUCUACUCAUACGCGGCGAAGGAACUGGCGCAUCAUCUCUUCCGCCGCGUCGAGUUCACCCCUCGCCAAUUUCUCAGCGCCUGUUGGUUCAUACGCGGCUAUUUAUCACGGAUUGAUCCGGAGAAGUCAAGCCGGAUGCCGAGCGAGCCGGAUCCGUAUCGGGAUGAGGACUCGGAAAUGUUCGCGGAAUACGAGGGACGGGAGUUCUCCCUCGAUCACAUAGCGAUGAUCGAGGCCUGGGCGGCGAAGGUGCUCGACAAGCAGAAUGACUCACUGGUCGAGCAGGCCAGCUGGGAGAUCCACGGAGCGCUCAUCACCUUCCAGCUGUGCCCGUUUCAGCAUGGUGCGGUCGAGAUCUACCAAGCGCGCGCGCGCAAAACCGUCCAGCUCGACCCCAAGAAUUGGCACGCGUGCCACUUCAUCGCGAAGCAGCCGAACACGAGCUCCACCGAGGCUGUCGACCUGCUCUCGCGCGCCAAGAAGGCCAUCGACGAGCUGCGCAAGGAGGACGAAGACUGGAUUAAGGACCACGCCAACUCGUCGCUGCUCGCGCGCAUCACGCUCGACCUCGGCGACCGGCUGUGGGACCAGGGCGAGGACGACGCGCGCGCGGCGAGCAUCCACCGCGAGAGCCUCGACUACGACUACGUGCACUUCGUCAGCUACGUCGAGGUGCUGCUGCGGUACCGGGACCGCGAGGCGUGGGGCGAGCUCAUCGCUUUCGUCGAGGCGCUCAAUGCGGCGAGCGACAGCUGGGCCGCCUUCUUCGACGAGCUUGUUAACGAGUUCGUCUUCGACAUCGUCCACGUCCGCGAGUCCGACAUGCUCGCCCGCGCCGCCGACGCCACCGGCCGCUGGGACGUAGUCGAGAAGUUCUUCACCCUCGCCAUCGGCGUCAGCCACGGCAUCCACGAGGACACCCACGACCUGCUCUUCCUCGUCCGCGACGGCUUCGCCCGCACCCUCGCUUCCGCCGCCGACCCCGCUCGCCGCGACAAGGCCAUGGCUAUCCAGGAGACGGCGCUACAGGACAUCCGCCCCACCCGCACCGAGAGCCUGUCGCGCCACGCCAUCGAAGCCAUGACGGACUCGCUCGCGCAGACGUACCUCGACCGCGCGUUCCGCGAGGGCGUGUCGGCCGAGGAGGCCGCCAAGUACGGCGACUCCCUCGCCGGCUUGCUGCCGGACAUGGCCGACGUGGCCGACCUCUGGAUGAACUCGGUCACGGCGUGCUGUCUGAUCCGGUUCCACCACAAGCGCGGCAGCGGGCUGAAGCUGGCGCAGGACUGGACCCAGCACAUCGUGCGCACGAGCAUCGAGCUCCUGUCGGACGACGACGAGGAGAACGACGACAUGGCCUACUGGAUGUUCGCGCGGCUCACGAACACCGUCGACGACGUGCGCAACAACCGCAUCACCUGGGCCCUCCGCAACAUGGUCCAGUACAACGCGCUCCAGCGGUGGCAGAAGUGGGUCGACGCCGAGAAGGAGGCCGCCGCCGCCAACGGCGCCAACGGCGCCGAGGACGAGAGCAAAACCGCCGCCGCACCGCAGCCGCCCGACGGAGACCGCGAGGAGAAGGCGGGGGACGCGCCGGGCAAGCCGACGUGGUUCGUGAGCUGCGACGGGUGCGACCGGGAGUGGGCAGUGAUGAGCGAGACGCUGCACUCGUGCGCGGACUGCGUCGGCGCGCUGCAGCUGUGCGCGGCGUGCCUGGAGAAGCUGCGCACGGGCGAGCUGGAGAAGAGCAAGCCCGACCUGCGGUGCCGCCCCCAGCACGAGUUCAUCGAGGUGCCGUCCUGGGACCCGCGCCUCGUCGAGGGCAUGCCCCGCGGCUACGUCCCGCUGCCGGACGGCGGCGCCGAGCGUUGGAUCAGCAUGGACCAGUGGAAGGCCGAGCUGAGGAAGAAGUACUUAGACGGGGAUGCGAAAAAGUAG